UCGACGAUAAUUCCCCGCUUUUACGUACGCGACUAAAACCGUACUUUUAUUUUCGUAGUAGCUGUAAUUUCUAUUGCGUCGCCGGUUUGACGUCCGCGAUUAGAAUUUCCCGCCCACGACAGCAAUCUGUUGCGCUACGGCCCGCGCAGCCGCGUCGAGGCAUCACCGCGCGGCGGCUGUUUUGAAACAAAUGGCUUUGUUUUUGUUAAUGAAAAGAUAACAUAAGUUGUCGAUUAAAUUUUAAAUAUACUCGCUUGUCCACGUUUCUUCAAGUUUAUCGUUAUCAAGUGAAAGUAAAGGAUAAGUAGAUCAGCAGUCUGGUGGCGUCGCGCGGCGAGGCAUCCGGCGGGGCUGCCGUCCAACGGGUCGGAGCCGCCGUCUGUUGCGCCGUCGAACGGUUCGUGGCCGUCGGCGAGACCAUCGCCGAUGACAACCCCGACGUGCGACACAGCAUGGUGCUCGCCUGCAAGGAGGCACGAGCCGCAGGUCGCGCAAUCGAGCGCGUGUGCGCAGGAGCAGACGGCGCGGGCAUGGUGUCGGCGGCGCGCGCGCUCCUCGCCGCAGUUACCAGGGUGCUACUACUCGCCGACAUGGUCGUCGUACGACAGUUGCUACUGGCUAAAGAUAAGGUUGCGCGUUCCUUGGACCGGUUGGAGUCGGUGUCGAACUUCGCGGAGUUCGUGCGCGCGUUCACGGAGUUUGGGGGCGGCAUGGUGGAGCUAGCGAGGCUGACGGCGGAGAGGCGAGCAGACCUCCGGGACGAGAGGAGAAGAGCACAAGUAGCUGCUGCCAGAAACGUCCUCGAACGAUCCACACUGAUGCUACUCACUUCCUCGAAGACGUGUAUGAGGCAUCCAACGAGCGCAUCGGCACGCGAGAACCGAGACACGGUGUUCUGUCAGAUGCGACGAGCCAUGGAUCUCAUCCACUAUGUCGUGAGGGACGGCCUGCCCGGUCACGAGGAACAAUCCCAUGAGAUGAAACCUUUCUCGGAUAGUCAUGAACAGGCUGCGCAAUGGGAAGCGGGCACGGCUCUGGGCGCGCUGCGAGGUCUAACGGGGCAGGUGAGAACAGCGCGCGCGCGCGGCGGCGCCGACAUCACGCGCCGACGCUCGCUCGCCUCCACGCUGCGCGCGCUCGUCGAGCGCACGCACGAUUUUACAGACUCCGCAUAUACCUCGCAUGAACAUAGACAACGGAUACUUGCCCUCGCUGAAAGAAUAGCUUACGAAUUGGAGAGACUAGUAGCCGUCGCCGUUUCACUGGAAGAGCAAGGCUCCAGUGGUACUGCGACGGCACUCGAGAGUGCUUGCACGGGCGCGACCAGCGCCGCAUCGGAGCUUGAACGCGCGCUAGUUGCUGCAGCGCGCGAUCAAGCGCGAGAUCUCGCCCCCCUCGCGGACGAAGCGAAGAGACUCGCCUCCGACCUAGCAUAUAUAGGUAAACAAGCAGCUAGUUCCUGUGGUGAGAGAGAAUCAGAGAGACUGCACAAUAUAGCCAGCCGGCUCCAUGAACAAUUAGAUCACAUUAUAGAGGUUUGCAAAUUAUUAAGGCAUAUAGCCUUAUCGGAAACUUUGCAAGUGAGUGCAAAGUUUGCAGAAAUAAAUCUUAGGAUAUACGGUCCGCAAGUGGUGACGGCUGCGCGGACGCUGGCGGCGCACCCGGGCAGUGCGGCGGCGCGGGAGAACCUCGACGUGUUCGUGGACAUGUGGGCGUGGCUGCUGGCCGACGCAGCUCGCCUGGCGCGCGAGCUCCUCGACCUCACCGAUGACAGACCCGACAAACAGCAGUAUAGCAGUUUACCGAGGCCUGGGAAACACGGGACUACAAGCAAGCCUCUAAAAGCAGUAAGAUUGGAUUCUGACGAGCAAGCAAAAAUAGCAAAAUCAGGUUUAGAAAUGAAAAUGAUGUCCUCUGAAAUGGAUGCCGAGACUGAAAAAUGGCAGGGAGCAGCUGCCGACGAGAACAACGACAUUGUGAAGAGGGCAAAAAAUAUGUCUUCCAUGGCCUUCGCUAUGUACCAAUUCACAAAAGGUGAAGGCCGUCUAAACACUACUCAAGACCUCUUCACACAAGCGGAAUAUUUCGCGGAGGAAGCCAAUAGACUUUAUAAAAUAGUGCGACAAUUUUCUUAUCAGGUGCCUGCGGGAGCAACAAAAAAAGAACUGCUAGAGCACCUCGAUAAGGUGCCGACGUACGUGCAACAGCUACAGUUCACGGUGAAGGAGCCGACGGUGGGCCGCGCAGCCACCUUCAGCAAAGUAGACAACGUUAUACAGGAGACCAAACAUCUCAUGAACGUUAUUAGUAAAGUCGUCACUACAUGUUUCGACUGCGCCAACAAGGGUCUUAUUCCGCUGGACAAAGCGAUAAACAAAUCUUCAGCACAGACGAGGGACGACUCGUACAACCUGGACUUCACGGGUCUCACGGCGGGCGGUGCAAGCGCGGGCGGGCGCGGCACGGCACGGGACGAGGACGCAGGCGGAGGAGUCGGCGGCGACGCCAAGCCGGGGGGGAGUAGCUCGGAUACAGCCAUGUGACAGUACGGCAUGGGCCGGCGCGGCAAGGGCGACGCGCGCCGGACCAGGGUCAGCUUCCUCUUGUUUUAAAGACUUAAACGUCUUGGAACAACUCGUCGCCUGAGGUCGGAAGAACCGGCAACGUGCUGAUAUACAUAAAACUGUGCUUCAAUGCCUAAUUAAAAUGGACGGGCUGGAUGUAUCAAGUAAGCUUUGAUUAAAUAACGGUUUGAGUGUUUGCUCAUAGCAGCUUAACAGCUGUUUAUGAACAGGAAUGUAUGUUGAAAUUAGAAAGGUAUACUAAAAGAAAGAAAAUGUAAAGAAGUCAGAAUAAAUGUGGGAUUAAAUGAGGCGUAUACACAACGAACGGCAUUUCGUGCAGCUUUAUGGAUGUCCAGCACGGCGCCGGCACUGGGGACCACAUGCACUGAUGUGUAACUGCGACACAAUGCCUAACGAAUGCAUUUAGACGUACGUGCGUGUGGUACUCGCAAUCCGACAACCCUUGCUAACAAAUGAUUAUAACUCGCAUAAAGAGGCCGUUAUCCAAUCGUUUGUAGCAAUUUAAUUAAUUAUAAGAUGGACAGUACGAUAUACAAAGUAAGUUUCUGCAGAGCACUUGCGACACACAAAGCGUCUAUUCAACUCAACUCUUAGUAUUUUACUCUUUAAAUGCUAGAUCGCAAGCGUGCGGACGCAACGCAUUUGGCUGUGGAUCGAAAGUAAUAAAUAAUUAUAAGAUAAUACUUUGUUACUACUUAUAAUCAGGGCCUUCAUUGUUAACACCACAAUAUUUAAACAUAUUUUCCUCGAACGUAGUAUUCAGUGCUAAAUUAUAUGAUAAAGUAGAUAAAACAUAUACAGACAGUUGCAGCCAUUAUAUGAAUAAUGCCUCGAAUAGAACAAUUUGUGAUCAAUAAUUAAGAAGAGUGAAAUCGUACAAUAAUAUAAUACUUGUUACACUUUCAUAAUGUUACACAUUGUUACAAUUAAUACGUAAACUACACAGAGAAGCAUAUUUUUUUAAGUUUCCCUCUCUUAAGCCUGUUAUUAUAAGUACUUCUAAUCCUACUAACUUAUAUUAUAUGUAUGUAAUAUACUGUCCUCUACUAUUGUUUACACCUAAGCUACCUACUUCUCUACGCACCCUACUGCACUCUCCGUGGUCCUGUUGCACUUUGUUUUGCGUUAUGCACGACCGCUUCCUCACUUUCAUUUGGCAUCGGUGGCGACAUCUAUCAGAACAUGCUACUUUACCACAUUAUACUUCAGAACGACACAGUGUUACUCUUGCAUUCGAUGUUAUCGCAUUCUAGUCAUUUCUCUUCGACGACUUCGUGUACAUACAUUAGAAUACGGUCAUAUUGACAUUUGUGCGAGCUGCGCGUGCGGCUGUUACAUUGCAUGAUUGUGAAACGGAACAAAUAGAUGUGUGUUGCAUGUGUGUACCGUGGUUAAUGGAUGUCGUACGUCAUCUUUCCGACGGGGAGGAUGUUUAAUAUUAAGAUGAGGGAAAUUGACUCUGGUGGUUGCCCCAGCAACUCCCACGUCGCCCUGAAACGCAGUGUUAUAUAGACCUCGGCUACUGACUCACGCCGGCGCCGGCGCAGAACGCGGGCACUCGUUCUACAACCGCUCAUGCAUGCUGCAAUGUGACUGCGCAGGGCUGGCAUUGCAUGUAGACGCGCAUCGCCCGGCAUGCGGCAUGUAAAACUGCAACACCGCUGAUCAAAUACAUGUCACGGCAAUAAUGAACAUAUCAGUUUGUAGGUUAUAGUUUCAACUGCCUACAGACAAACGACAAAGUCGUUAUUUAGUGUUUAAGAGCUUUAUUGUUGUAAUAGAAAUAUACGAAACAUACGAGCGUGCCUACUUCUGCGGUCAGGUUCAGUAGUUUAUUGUUCGUACAUAGAAAUAUAUUUUUAUAACAGAACGAAAGGAAAGCAGCAUUGUGUUAAAUAGGUAUCUAGUACCUACUUAGGUGAAUGUAAACCACAGUAUUUCACAAUGACAGGACAUGAAGGUAGGUAGAAGGUACCUAUAUCAGUAUUGUAAUUGCACGAAUGCACUCCUGUGUGAGAACAUGUGUACUGUUACUUAAUACGUUGGUUAACUGAUGCAAUAUUACGUAUGUAAGUAGUUGUUAAGCCAGCUGCAAGUUAAUACUUCACUGUAUUACGAGUACGCAGUAGAGUAUCGCUUCGCCUCGCGCCACCGCUACGACGAUGUCACUCUGUGCCUCCCGCCGACACAACGGUGCCUGUCUUCUGUGCUCGAACUUAUCUAACAUCGGUCUAUAUAACACUUUGCUUGUUUCACACAUACUAUUAGCAUUUACUCUUCUAAACUAACUAUGUGAACGAUGUUGGCUUUCGUAUUAUCUAUAGUUACUUAUAUCUUACGAAAUUGUUAUCUAAUACGAUACUGACUACUUUAACUAAUCUUUAAUCUUGUUUAUUGCCUUCUUAGUUACUUUAUAGUACCUAAUGUAUUAAUCUAGAAUACUAAUAAUUAUGUAUAAGUCAGUUUCAAUUGUAAUACGAGACGAGAUUAGACUAGUUACCCACAAUAUUAUAACUAAUGUAAAGAGCUUGAUAAAGCUUUAUAAAGAAGAGUUGUGAAUCGAACAUGUGGCCACGUAACGUUAGAACAAAGAUUAGCGUAACUGCUUUGACUGUUAAUAACAAUUAAGUUUAUUAAGGAUAUUCACUAAACUUAGUGAAGUGACAUGUUUCUGAAUCAUGGGCUAUUCAUUAAUUAUAAAAUGAAAAUUGCUUUUAUACGAAAUAUAAUAAAUAAAAAUGGUUGCAAAUGCUCUAUUCAGAGCUCUUUAGGGUUAUAAAAUUAAAGUUAAUUGGCGUUAUUGUAUUGCUAAAUAUAUCUAGCAUAAAUUCACAAUACUGUUGUGUGUUCAUAAAUGAAUUGUGCCAAAACAAUUCUGGAUCAGGCAUUAGCAAUAAUCAUCAAUCAAGUUAUUCCUUUAGGAGUCCGAAUAAAAGCCCAAUUUCGAACGGUCAGCCAACCAAAUGAAUGAUAUCGGAGAAGCCCGGCGCGUCACUACAAUUAACAGUCACUGCUUGGAUCAUGGUCAUUUCAUGGUAUAAAGUUAACGAAUACACGGUAUUAUUUACUUGUCAUAGUAUCAUUGGAGUACAUACGUAUAUUUGUAGGUGAAUACAAUAGCUGUGCCAUUGUGCCUCCUCGCUUAGAAUUUAGCGUUUAGCUAAUUAGCACCGUUACAGAAAUAUUCCAAGAGAAUUAUUUUAUUUAUCAUAAAAUAAAGUAAUAGUGAAGUACACAAAAAUAAUCGUUCAUCACAAUAACGAUAUCAUAAGUAAUCGAUUAGAGUAUAAGUAGAGUUAGCGAUACAGUGAUUUGUGAUAUUACAAGAUACUUAUCGAGAUUUAGUACAACGUCCUUUAAUUUCAAAGUUUUUAUAGUUAUUAACUUUAGUAACACGAAAGAACACCAAGAUAGUUACCAAAUAAAUACUAAAUUAUUAUGUACUUAAUAGUUAAGUUAUACUAUAGACAAGGUAUAUAGUUCGGGACCUCGACGCAAGAGACCCAGCAAGAGAUUCAUCUAUAUAAUUAGAUAUAGAUAAACAUAAUGCUAAAUUUGAAGUUGCCUAUAUGCAAAUGAUCACUUAGCAGGGGACAUUAGAAGCGCGAUAUAUUAGUCAUAUAGAUAGUGAACGAAUGGCCUGUAAAAUAAACUGUUUGACCUACCUCGACGCAGAGCAAUCUAAAGCAAGGAUACAUUUUAGGAAUAAGGGAACAUUAAGGAAUAUUAUUUGCACUUCAAGAGAGUAGUACAUUAUUAGAUCGUUAUAGUUUCAGACUAAUUAAAUGAAUAAAUGUAAUCUAAUAAAACUGAGCUUCCGAUUGUUGAAUGCCUAAUACCUUAUCACGGUUUUGACCGCGCGAAUACAAUAAAAUGCAAUAAUAGAUAAAUAAACAGAGCAUAUAAAAGUAAAUUAAUGAAAUAAUAAUCACAUACCUACUACACUAGUGUAAGAACACAUAAAAUGAUGUGCAAAGUACUUAAGUGUAAUAUCUACAUAUAUUUUCUAUUAUUCUCUUACAAGUAAUGUGUAAAUUGAUUACCCUGAAGGAGUAAAACCCCGAUAAAUGAAUAGGUAUUGUAAAUAAAUUAAUUUUGAUAGAAUUAAAUUUAGUGAAGAUGUCUUAGUUAACACGUAUCGUCGAAUGUUUCAAAUCAAAUUAAUGUUACUUUGUGUAUAAAGAUUGUAUUGUCGAUAAACUGUUGUGAUUGUUAUAAUAUAUUUGAAGUUGCAUUUUCAUUAUUAUAAGUAGAAGUAUAUUUUCCAUAGUGCUGCCAAAGAUAUUUAAUAUUAUAUUCUAGAUGUAGUAACGUUGUUUACAUAACAGAAUAUUUUGAGGUUGUUCGUGAAUUUAUGGAUUGUAUUUUGAUGUGGUCGACGAAUGUAAUAACACUGUGUACGUGAUCUAUUACAUCACCAAAUAAAAGAGAAUUCAUACGAGAA
Messenger RNA from Spodoptera frugiperda (fall armyworm), 7029 nucleotides. RefSeq names its product alpha-catulin (gene alpha-Catr). Gene Ontology annotation, biological process: Rho protein signal transduction; cell adhesion. Gene Ontology annotation, molecular function: cadherin binding; actin filament binding. The transcript is spliced from 15 exons. The record is from RefSeq and is a predicted model, not a curated record. Bases 453 to 2543 code for a protein of 696 amino acids. Lineage: Eukaryota; Metazoa; Arthropoda; Insecta; Lepidoptera; Noctuidae.